AUGCCGACGACAAUCAGCUUGUCCAGGAGAUUGCUGGGGCAAAGUUUGAGCUCUUUGUUUGAUGACUUGCUGGCCUAUACCGCGAAGGAGAAAGCCGGCCUUUUGGGCUGUCUCUUUGCGUCCUACUCGAAUGGACCAAACGAGGUCACUAGGAAAUCAUGUUCUGGCAUCGUGCCGUCCGCAAAACUCUUCCUUGGAAAUUCGGACUGUCAAGCGGGCCUGAUGGCUAGCUCCGGUUCUAACGCGUCUUACCUGUUCUCGCUUGGCACUGUCCCGAAGUGCUGGGAGACCGCUUUAAUACAUCCAUGUCCAUGGACAAUCUAA
Messenger RNA from Pieris macdunnoughi, 324 nucleotides. The record is from the annotation of a GenBank genome assembly. Lineage: Eukaryota; Metazoa; Arthropoda; Insecta; Lepidoptera; Pieridae.